Molecule: messenger RNA, 714 nt
Organism: Ogataea philodendri
Lineage: Eukaryota; Fungi; Ascomycota; Pichiomycetes; Pichiales; Pichiaceae
Exons: 1
Coding region: 1-714 (237 amino acids)
Biological process (GO): protein O-linked glycosylation via mannose; GPI anchor biosynthetic process
Cellular component (GO): endoplasmic reticulum membrane
Molecular function (GO): dolichyl-phosphate beta-D-mannosyltransferase activity
Source: RefSeq, a predicted model, not a curated record
AUGGAUAAGUACUCUGUCAUCUUACCAACGUACAACGAGCGCAGAAACUUGCCAAUCAUCACUUACCUUCUGGCUAAGCAUCUGGAGAAGGCCGGUCUGUCGUGGGAGAUUAUCAUCGUCGACGACGCGUCUCCAGACGGCACCCAGGACGUGGCCAAGCAAUUGAUCCAAGUUUACGGUAAAGAACACAUCCAGCUCAGACCUCGUGAGGGUAAGCUCGGACUGGGAACCGCGUAUAUCCACGGCCUCCAAUAUGCGACGGGAAAUUUCGUUGUGAUCAUGGACGCCGAUUUCUCUCACCAUCCAUCAGCAAUCCCAGAAUUCAUCAAGAAACAAAAGGAGAAGGACUACGACAUUGUCACAGGAACCCGUUAUGCUGGUGACGGAGGAGUCUACGGCUGGGACUUGAAGAGAAAGCUGAUCAGUCGCGGUGCCAACUUCCUGGCUACCGUUGUUCUCAGACCACACGUGUCGGAUUUAACUGGUUCGUUCAGAUUAUACAAGAAAGACGUGCUCGCCCAGAUCAUCGGCGCAACCAAAUCGAAGGGAUAUGUUUUCCAGAUGGAAAUGAUGGUCAGAGCAAGAGCAUUCGGCUUCACAAUCGCGGAGGUGCCAAUUUCUUUCGUCGACAGAGUCUAUGGAGAAUCAAAGCUCGGAGGAGACGAAAUCAUCGGCUACCUCAAGGGAGUCUGGACACUCUUCACCACCGUUUAG